UCAGCCGUUUUGAUCUAACGGAGGUCCGUGGAUGUAAACAAGGUCAGUUUAUUCGCUGCAGCGGGUUGACGGUCGGGUGCAGCUUCUGUUCUGUGGUUGCCUCUGCACCCAACACAGAUUAUUAAAGGCUGAACAUUUUCAAGGGGAUUUCAGUGCAGACCAGCCAAGAUGAUUCACUGUCUCCAGUUCCUCGUUGAGCCGGCCAAGAACUUCACCGUCAAGCUUAAGGAGUCUCGCAAGAAGGCAAAGGAUGAGAAGAGGGAGCCUCUGGAUGAGAGCCAAGAAUUUAUCAUGAACCUGGCCAAGGACCUGAGCAGAGUCUGCCAGAUGUCUGAGGUGUUGGAGCACAUCACCAGCUGUGAGGAUGUUUGGCCCACAUUGACCUGUAGGGCUUUUAUUCUGGAGUGGGCAUCCCUGCUGGAGAGCAAGAAAAGGCCACUGCAGACUGAUGGCUGGCCGGAGAAGAACGACUGGAAGGAGUUGGCUCUGAGCAGCGAGCAGGAUAUAGAGAGUUCGAAAAGGCUCAUCAUGACCUGGAUCAAGGACCUGAGGGCCCAGCCGGAGCAGAGCGUGUGGCCUGGUGAGCAGGUGGUGAUGGUGCUGGAGGAUCUAGAGAAGCAGUGGCGGCGAGGCCGUGUUCCAACUCUGCAGUCUGCCGUGGAGCUGAUCUUCUGGACUCUGCUGACAAAGGAGCUGGACAAGGAGACUAUUCCACAGCAGUGGCUCAUCUGGAAGCAGAAGAGUCAGAAAAUCGGUGCAACUCCUUACAUUCCUCAGAUUGUAUGGGACUGGAUCUGCAACGCUGCAGUGGAGGUGACCCUCGACCUGGACACAGCGAACCCGGACCUGCUGAUUUCAGCUGACGAGAAGCGGAUGCGCUGCGGCUUUGACCGCCAAGAUGUUCCUAAUUACCACCAGCGCUUUGAUGGCUGGUGGUGCGCUGUGGGCACAGAGGGCUUCGGCUUGGGUCGGCGUUACUGGGAAGUUGAUGUGGGAGAAAUGGACUGGAGGCUGGGUGUAGCUAAAGAGUCUGCACUACGUAAGGGCUUCAAGUCGCUCAACACCAACACGGGUUACCUGACCCUGCGGCUGGAGCGAGGUGUCGAGCUGAAGGCGCUCACUGUGCCCUUCACAGCGCUCCCAGAGUCUCUCAUUCCACGCAAGGUGGGCGUCUACUUGGAUUACGAGCAGGGCCAGCUGUCCUUCUAUGACGCCGAGCGCCACUCACACAUCUACACGUACAACGAGCGCUUCGACGAGAAGCUCUUUCCCCUCUUCGGCACGGUGGAGAUUGUUAGUGACCUGGUGAUCAGAUCCCCUGGGGACAGGGGGAACUGCCUGUGCCUUUGGGGCUGAGGGUCCUCCAUCCAAACCUGACCCACCCCCACAAUAUUCAGUGAAUGGGUAACAAGUCAUCACCUAGUGAAUGACAGAAAUCCUUAGUUAGUUCUAUUAAGCUCUAUAUAGCUCUGACCACUCAGUAAACAGUCUGUUAUUGCUGCUGCUGCUUCUGUUGUACUUGCUGUAGUACUACCUGCACCUUAUUAGAAAGCAAUCUGCAUACUUUCAUGUACUUGACAAAUGAUUAUGUAUCUGUGAUUUGUGACAUAGUAUUCCAGCCAUAAAAAUGCACUUUCUGUGAAUAAGAAGUCUGAAUAAACUUACUUAUG
Messenger RNA from Ictalurus furcatus (blue catfish), 1670 nucleotides. RefSeq names its product E3 ubiquitin-protein ligase TRIM69. Bases 169 to 1356 code for a protein of 395 amino acids. Gene Ontology annotation, molecular function: protein binding. Lineage: Eukaryota; Metazoa; Chordata; Actinopteri; Siluriformes; Ictaluridae. The transcript is spliced from 10 exons. The record is from RefSeq and is a predicted model, not a curated record.